Messenger RNA from Lactuca sativa (garden lettuce), 393 nucleotides. The record is from RefSeq and is a predicted model, not a curated record. NCBI's taxonomy places the organism in Eukaryota, Viridiplantae, Streptophyta, Magnoliopsida, Asterales, Asteraceae.
AUGGACGACCUUAUCCUAACAGGCUCCGACACAGCUGUUAUUCGCUCUUUUAUCUCCAAGCUUCACACCGAAUUCAAGAUCAAGGACCUUGGUCACCUCAACUACUUUCUCGGUUUGGAUGCCAAGUGUCUUUCGUCCGGGUUGUUUCUUAGUCAGUCCAAGUAUGCUCAUGCUAUUGUUUCCCGUGCUGGCCUACUUGAGUCGAAGCCCGUGGCGACCCCACUAUCCCCGAGUGUCUCUUUUGUUGCAUCUGGUACACCUUAUCAAGAUCCGACCCAUUAUCGUUCUCUUGUUGGGGCUUUGCAAUAUUUGACCAUUACCCGUCCUGAUAUUUCUUAUGCCGUGAAUCAAGUUAGCCAGUUUCUUCAGGCUCCUACUAUUGAUCACUAUUAG